This is a messenger RNA of Trichoderma atroviride IMI 206040, 1261 nucleotides long. RefSeq lists its product as uncharacterized. The record is from RefSeq and is a predicted model, not a curated record. Gene Ontology annotation, molecular function: protein binding. Lineage: Eukaryota; Fungi; Ascomycota; Sordariomycetes; Hypocreales; Hypocreaceae.
AUGGAGACCUCAAAUCGUGACGCCUUCUUUCAGACUGAUGCUUCCAAUGCUGAGAGGGAGCGCAAAGCUCUCAAAGCCAGCAACAAAAAUGGAGACCCAAUCGUCAUGAAGUCCAAGAUUUUGGCAGCCGUCCCUGACCCCUUUUCUCCGUCAACGGCCAUCUUCAUCGCGGAAUCAGCAGGAUUCGCUCGCAGAAUAGAUCUUACAUCUGGUGCAACAAAAGCUACAUACCGUGGGCCCAAAGCCCCUGUGACAUGUGUCGCCGUUGGAGGCAGCGGGAACAAGACUGUGUUUGCCGGCUCGUGGGAUAAAGACAUUUGGUCUUGGGACGUCGAGACGGGUCAGCCUGGCCGCAAGUUUAGCGGUCAUUCAGACUUCCUCAAGGCCGUUGUGUGCACCAGGAUAGCCGGCAAGGAGAUUCUCAUCAGCGGUGGCGCAGACAAGAAGAUCUUAGUCUGGGACAUUGAAACCGGCAAGCGCCUGCACACCCUCCAAGAUCCGACAACGACCAUGCUUGCGGUGCAGCACAUUGCCAUUGAUCCCGUAUUGAGCACCCCUGAUGCGGCGGUGAUUGCAAGUGCGAGCAGCGACCCUCACAUCCGCAGGUGGAAAAUUACAGUGGAUGGAGUUGAGCAACUGGCCGAGGCAUUCCACGACAGUCCUGAUGCUGAGAGGCUCACCCUUGCGGAACAUGACACAAGUGUUUACAAGCUGGUUUACGAUCUUGAAGGCGACGAAGGCGAUCUGUGGACGGCCAGUGCAGACGGUACUGCGAAAUGUCUCGUCAGGUCGCGGAAUUUCAUUGCCGAGGAUACCUUUACACACGGAGAUUACGUCCGCGCUGUGAUUCCAACGGAACACUGGGUAAUCACCGCUGGCCGUGACGAGAAUGUCAAGGUUUGGGAUAAAUCAUCGGGCAAGCUAUACUGCACGCUGGAAGGGCACUACGAAGAGGUGACGGAUCUCAUCUUGCUGCGAGACUCGCGGGGGUUGCCUGAAAAGGUCUGCAGCGUCAGCAUUGACGGGACUAUCCGUACAUGGCCUUUGAAGAAGACCGAUCUGGACGAGGUAGUCAAGAAGAUUGAAGAGUCCAAGCAGCCGGUAGAAGAAGAGGAUAAGCCGGAGGGAGAUAACAUGUUGACGGCCGAGGAGGAAGCCGAGCUUGCUGAGCUGAUGGACGACUGAUUGAGCACUCUCACUCUGUCAGCCAACAAAUAUAGACAUUUGAUUAAAAAGAAAAAAGAAAAGCCCAUCAUCCAAC